AUGACUUUCCUUAAAACAGAUAGAAAAUUAAAUGGAAGAAGUAUCUUGGAAUUUACAUCUGUAGGAAGAACAUGUAGAUUUAUAGUUUUAUUUCAGAAUGAGAAUCACGAUUUAAAUAAUAAUGAUGAACAACAGAGAGAGAUCGUAUCAAUGAGAAAUAUUAAUAGUCGUAAUAAUGUAAUUGUAAUACCAGAGAAUGUAGAUCCUCACUAUCAUUUAAUAAUUAUAAAAUUACAUUCACUCCAAGAUUCUAUAUCUAUAUGCACACUUCAAUUAAAUAAAUCACAAUCAUACACAAUCAAUAAUACAGAAAGUCUAUUCAAACACAAUGUUGACUAUUUCAAACAAACACAUAUCAUUAAUAACAAACGAUAUCAUUCAAUAUCAAAAUUCCUAAACAGCCUCAAUGAAGUAUACUUAGUGUGUGAUAUUGAUAAAAGAAUGAUAAACUAUAAAGCUAAAGAAAAAGAAACAGAGAAAAAAACCGAAAAACAAACAGUGGAGGAAACAGAUAAAGUUAAAGAAAAAGAUGAUAAAAAUUAUAUAAGAGCAUUGAAUGAAAUCAAAGCAAUGGAAUUACUCAAAGGUAAUGUAAAAUUUGUUCAGCUUUUUGACUAUCAUGAUGAUACACACAAUCAAAUAUUUCAUAUCAUUACAAAAUAUUGUCUUGGUGGUGAUCUUGACCAAGAGUAUAAAUAUUUGGCUGAUCAUGACCAAAUAUUUACAGAAUCAAAUAUUAGAGAAUAUAUUUCACAACUUUUCAAUAUUCUUUUGGAUCUUGAUAGGCUUGGAAUUGUUCAUUGUGAUAUCAAACCAUCAAAUAUAUUCAUUGAUGGUUGGAGUUUGAUACUUGGUGAUUUUGGAUGUUGUAAAUUCAUUGAUAAAUCAACAAUCACUCAAGAUCGAGAUACAAACGUAGAAAUUCCUGAUAUAAGUGAGUUAAAGAUCAAAAAUGAAGUAACAGAUCCAACCAUUUUUGAUUUAAAUCCAAGCACACUUGAAAAAGCAACUCGUGGAACAUUUGGUUAUAUUUCACCAGAAGCAAAGAGGAGAGAAUAUGCUCCAUCGUGUGACAUCUUUUCAAUUGGAUCAACGAUUCUCAGAUUAUUAUGUUGUCAUCAAGAAGAUAGUAGUUAUCAUCAACUAUUCAAAUCUACCGGUGAAAUUAUCAUUUCAGAAUGCAGAUAUUCACAACAAUUGAUUGACUUUAUUAAUCGAUUGUUGGAGCCGAGUCCAAAGAAUAGAGAAUCAUUGCAACAAUUAUUGCAACAGUAUAUUGAAACUAUAACCGAAAAUCAUUCAAUUACUUUCAAUGUGAAUACUACAUUCAUAAACAACUCAACCAAUAUCACUGAAUUAAAAUUUGGUGACGAAUUUAAUCGACCAUUGGAACCUAAUUCACUCCCUCCAAAUCUGAAAUCAUUAUCAUUUGGAUUAAAUUUCAAUCAACAAAUACAUAUAGGUGUACUUCCACAUUCACUCUUACAUUUAACAUUUGGUAAGGGUUUCAAUCAAAAACUAGUUCGAGGAACACUAUCAAAUUCUCUUUUAUCAUUGGUGUUGGGAAAUGGAUUCAAUGAAAAACUAUCAAAAGGAGUGUUACCUCAAUCGCUAAUGUCAUUAACAAUGCUUGGCUACAAUCAACGACUAGAGAUAGAAGAUCUACCACACAAUCUUGAAAUGUUACAUUUUGGAUCGUUUAAUCGGUAUUUGGAUAGUGGAGUAUUACCACAAUCUCUUCGAGAUUUACAAUUAAACUCUUAUAGUCAUAUGAUUGGUAUUGAUGUUCUUCCAUCUUCACUUCAAAGAAUAAUACUACAUGAUAGUUCCCAACUUUCUGCUUGCAAUUUCGAUAACUUUAAUGAUCAAAUGCAGAUUUCAGAUGAUGAUAUUAAAAACAAAAGAAUACCUUUACCAAAAUCAAUGGAAUCACUUGUUAUUGGUGGAUAUUAUAAUCACAAGAGUGAAAAUAGUAAAUCCCUCAAAAUUGAUAUUCAACAUAAAUAUAUAUAUGAAGCAUCGUUGCUAUCAUGUUCGAAUUCAUCUAGAGGAGAAUAUAUCACCUCUCUACUUUUAAAACGAAGCUAUAAAAACUAA
Heterostelium album PN500 is the source of this 2097-nucleotide messenger RNA. RefSeq lists its product as uncharacterized. NCBI's taxonomy places the organism in Eukaryota, Evosea, Eumycetozoa, Acytosteliales, Acytosteliaceae. The transcript is spliced from 5 exons. Gene Ontology annotation, cellular component: cytoplasm; nucleus. The coding region runs from base 1 to 2097 and encodes 698 amino acids. Gene Ontology annotation, biological process: peptidyl-serine phosphorylation; intracellular signal transduction; protein autophosphorylation. Gene Ontology annotation, molecular function: calcium-dependent protein serine/threonine kinase activity; calmodulin binding; calcium/calmodulin-dependent protein kinase activity. The record is from RefSeq and is a predicted model, not a curated record.